UAUGCUUUGUCUGUCAAAAUUGUGCGUAGUGAUAAUGAGACUGAAUUUAAGUGUUUGAUUCCUUAUUUUGAUACCCAUGGCAUUUUAUUCCAGACAACCUGUGUGUAUACGCCCCAACAAAAUGGGAGAGUCGAACGGAAGCACCGUCACAUUUUAAAUGUGGCUCGUGCAUUGAUGUUUCAAGCAAAUUUGCCAAUUCAUCUAUGCGGCGAAUGCGUACUUACUGUUGCACACCUUAUCAAUCGGACUCCAUCAGGAGCCGGCGUGGAGUUUUUGUGGGGUAUCCUACUGGUAAAAAGGGGUGGAAGGUGUACGACUGGGUCACGGGGGAAAUAUUUGUGUCCCGAGAUGUGAUUUUUCAUGAGUCCGAAUUUCCGUUACAAGCUUCUCCUCCCUCAGCCCAGCAACCUUCUGAGGCCGAACAGAUGCUGUUGGAGUUGCCUCUGGUGAUUCAUGAUCCCGAUCCUCCUAUAGUUCUUCCUGGCCAGUCUGGAUUUUCUGCGGUUGACGUGGGCUCGCCUGAUCAGUCUUCGGUUCUUCAAAACACCAGUGCCACACAAUCUGACAGUGCACCGCUUGGUCGAGGUCAGCGUAUCAAGAAACCGUCUGUUCUAUUGAGGGAUUUUGUUACACAUCAUAUCUGCCCGAUAAGCCCAUCCCCGCGGUUUUCUGUUGGUCAUCGUCGUUUUCUUGGAGCACUUCUUGCAGUAUGUGAGCCAUGCUCCUUUAAGGAAGCAAUGACCGAUGCUGGUUGGCGUUAAGCCAUGCAAAAUGAAAUUCGGGCUCUUGAAAAUAACCACACUUGGGUUAUGGAGUCACUUCCGCCAGGUAAUAAGGCACUUGGGUGCAAAUGGGUAUACAAAAUUAAAUACCAUUCCGAUGGCACUAUCGAACGCCUCAAAGCUCGUCUUGUUGUCUUCGGUAAUCACCAGCAAGAGGGCAUUGAUUACACUGAGACGUUUGCUCCAGUAGUCAAAAUGGUUACUGUGAGGUUAUUUUUAGAUGUGGCGGCGAUUAAAAACUGGGAGCUACAUCAUAUGGAUGUUCAUAAUGCUUUUCUUCAUGGUAACUUACAGGAGGAAGUCUAUAUGAAACCUCCUUCGGGCUUUCUUUCUUCUUGGCCGGGACAGGUGUGCCGGUUGCGGAAAUCUUUGUAUGGAUUACGUUAGGCUCCUCGUUGUUGGUUUGCUAAAUUGGCUUCUGCUUUGAAAACUUAUGGGUUUCGGCAAUCUUAUUCCGAUUACUCACUUUUCAUGUUUUUUCGGGGAUCUGUCUAGUUAUAUGUUCUUGUUUAUGUGGAUGAUUUGAUUAUUGGCGCGCAGAAAUGAUUCUUUGCCUAUCUCUCAGUUUAAAUCAUAUUUUCAUAAAUGUUUUCAUAUGAAGGAUCUUGGUUUGCUGAAAUAUGUUCUUGGAAUCGAGGUGGCUCGCUGCGCUGAUGGAAUAUUUCUCUGCCAGCGUAAAUACAUUUUGGAUAUCAUCUCUGAAACUAGUCUUCUCAGGGCUAAAUCCGCCACUUUUCCUAUAGAACAAAAUCACACCUUAGCUCUAUCUGAGAGUGAUGUUUUUAGUGAUCCGGAGUCUUAUAGACGUCUUGUGGGACGAUUAAUCUAUCUUUCAUUUGCAUGUCCAGAUUUGGCAUAUGCUGUUCAUAUCUUGUCUUAGUUUAUGCAUGCUCCAAGGCAGGAUCACUGGACCGCAAUUUUGCGGAUCGUCCGUUAUCUCAAAGGCACUCCAUCUUAGGACAUUCUUUAUAGCUCUACCAGCAAGCUCGAGCUCACUGGUUGGUGUGAUUGAGAUUGGGCUAGUUGCCCGCUUACUCGACGCUCCCUUACUGGAUGGAUGAUUUUUCUGGGUGACUCUCCUAUUUCAUGGAAGACCAAGAAACAGCAUACUGUCUCUCGCUGUUCUACUGAAGCUGAGUACCGGUCCAUGGCUGCUACCACAGCCGAACUAAAGUGGGCUCGGGGCCUCCUACUUAGUCUCGACAUUCCUCAUUCUCAGCCUAUGUCCCUCAUCUGUGAUAGCCGGUCUGCACUGCAUAUAGCACAUAAUCCAGUUUUUCAUGAACGUACGAAUCACAUUGAGGUGGAC
Molecule: messenger RNA, 2091 nt
Organism: Cuscuta epithymum
Lineage: Eukaryota; Viridiplantae; Streptophyta; Magnoliopsida; Solanales; Convolvulaceae
Source: the annotation of a GenBank genome assembly